AUGAUUGUAUUACUCAAUUGAUUUAGUGUUUAAUUGAUUUAGUAUGAUAAAUUAAAAUGUAACUAGCAUAACAUGUUUUUAUUUUUAUUUGCACGAGGAUUGGUGUCAUAAAAAGGGUAACUUUACGCUAAAAGGGUAAAUCUCCGACACACCUCCCUAAGGAUCUACCGCAGCCCUACCCAAUGUCAUGUUGUUUCUUGCCGAUUUCUCAUUGUCAGAAAUAUGACUCGUUGCUCAAGGAAGUGUAUAAGACCAAACUCUCGUCUGUUGUUUAUACUUGGUGCGCGCUGGACAAACACAUGGAGCAGCUAAACAACUCGCUUUAUUUUUGAAAAAGAUAACCAGAUGGAGAACGAGGGAAAUCAGUGCACUUGUUCAUCUCCUCCACCAGAUAUACACAUAUCUCCACCAGAUGUGAGUGUCGGCAGCGAGGAGCCCCAGAUCCAAGCUACUCAGCCAGAGGUCACCACCAUCAAUCCUGGAGGUGCAACUUCUCCAAACACUAAACUGUGUGGAUACCUCAGCAAACAAGGUGGACCCCUUAAAGCCUGGAAGUCCAGAUGGUUCACCUUCGAGGAGAAAAGCUGUCAACUGUUUUACUAUCGCACCGCACAGGACCUCAAUCCUCUGGGUAAGGUGGAUCUGUCUCGCUCGACGUUAAGCUACCCGCUGCAGGGAGAGGAGGGGACGUUUCACAUCCAGACUCCAGAGCGUACCGUCAUUCUCAAGGCCCCUAACCGUGAUGCACAGAUGUACUGGCUGCAACAACUGCAGCUGAAGCGUGCAUCGUACAGAGAGCAGAACGCUGGCCAAUUAUCCCAGCCAAAAUCUGACAGUCAAUCAUUAAACGGCACGCCAUCUGCACAGACCGGCCCUGCCGAUUUCUUGCCUGUGGUGAAAACUCCUCCUGGGCUGGUGGGUGAAGAAGCCGCCAGUCUGCCCGCACCAGGAACAAACAACCCGCUGAACAUGUCAAUCAAACAUCCCCUUAUUGAGCUUCAGAACACGAUGCGAAGCUUGCUUCAACGGCAGUCACAGGAAGUACGACAGAGUGUUUUCCACAUAGAUGCUCCUUGUGACCCAAACGGUUCCCAGAAGGAGUCAUCUAAGAUGCCCACUUCUGCUGGACCUUCACCUUGUUCCUCUCCAGCUCCAGAAUCCUCUGUUAACCCCAAGUGUGAGAAAAUGCAAGAAAAUGGCCUCAUUCACCAUCUAUCCUCCAUCUCGCAACACAGAAAGUGUAACAAGGAAAAAUCUAAACCUUCACCUUGUUCCUCUCCAGCUCCAGAAUCCUCUGUUAACCCCAAGUGUGAGAAAAUGCAAGAAAAUGGCCUCAUUCACCAUCUAUCCUCCAUCUCGCAACACAGAAAGUGUAACAAGGAAAAAUCUAAACCUUCACCUUGUUCUUCUCCAGUCCCAGAAUCCUCUGUUAACCCCAAGUGUGAAAAAAUGCAAGAAAAUGGCCUCAUUCACCAUCUAUCCUCCAUCUCGCAACAAAGAAAGAGUAACAAGGAAAAAUCUAAACCUCCAGACCUUAAAGAGACUAAAGCGUUUGAACAAACAUCUCAGCUUGAACAGGAGGUCAAAGCACAGAAGGAGUUGGUGUUCAUCUUGCAUAAGGUUCUGGAAGCUGCCCAGCUGGAGAAGCAGACCUGUGUUCAGUUUCUAACAGCCGAGGGGGAACAUGAGCGCCUGGAGCUCCUGAGACAAUGCGAGCGGCGUGCGGCAGAAUUGCAAGAGCGUCUGGAUUCUCUACAGGUGGAGAACGAGACCCUGCGCAGGGAUCUGAGCGAGCGGGACGCGCACAUCUCUGAGCUUCAGGAGAACAUCCAGCUCCUCAUGCAAAAGAACCAGGCCAAACAGGAAGUGAUACUGAAGCUCUCGGAGAAGCUGACAACCUGUGGGACCGACCAGCAAUGCACAGAUGGCGUCACGUCAGAAACCUUCAAACAGUUAACACACGAGAAUGAGAAUUUGAAGGAUGAUUUGAAAGCGUAUAAAACUCAGAACAAGUUUCUAAACUCUGAGAUCUACCAGCUGACGACGCUUUGGAGGAAAAGUUCAGAACAGGAGAAAAAUCUGAUAGUAAAGUGUGCGGUCCUGGAGGCCAAUAACUGUCAGAUGGAGAGCAGGCAUCUGGGCGUCCUUCAAAAGCUCCAGGAGAGAGAGGAUCUAAAUCCAGAGCAGAGAGAAGCUGUCAGAAAUCUGAUUAAAGAUAUGGUUCAGGCCAAUAAACUAAACCUUAUCAGUGAUUACGACGAAUAUGGCUUUCGGAUCGCCAUAGACUAUAAAGUUGAAGACCAGAAGCUCCUUAGUAAGAUCCAGGGGCUGGAGGUUCGAUCCCAUAACCUACUUAACCAUGAGGAAUGUGAUGGGUCUCUGCUAGCUCGCUGUUCUCAGCUCUUUGCACGGACCGAUGGGGAGCUUUCUUCAUCACCGGAAGUAAAGAAUCUCCUGCGAACCGGCCUACCGCGUGAGUACCGCGCACGGGUGUGGCGUUACCUGAUCCAGACCAGAACCAGAUCACUCAGAAAGUGCUAUCCUGACCGUUAUCAAAAACUGUGUGAGAAGAGUAGAAGCUCACCACACCUGGUGCCCAGACAGAUUCAGCUGGACCUGGAUCGAACGCUGACCAGCAAUCAAAACUUUUCUGCCCCUUCAAGUCCUUUGAUACCACAGCUGGAGAGAGUUCUGCAGGCGUUUUCAUGGCAGAACCCCACCAUUGGCUACGUCCAGGGACUCAACAGACUGGCAGCCAUUGCUCUGCUGGUACUGCAGAAUGAGGAAGAUGCCUUCUGGUGCCUGGUUGUGAUCGUGGAGCACUUCAUGCCACAAGAUUACUACACUAAAGGCCUGGUGGGCUGUCAGGCUGACCAACUUGUGUUAAAGGAUCUCAUGUGGGAGAAACUGCCUCGACUCAUGGCUCAUCUUGAAUCACAGAAAGUAGAUGUGUCACUGAUUACUGUUGAAUGGUUCCUGGUGCUGUUUGUUGACAGUCUGCCCAGUCGAAUACUGUUUAAAGUGUGGGACGCCUUCUUGUCUGAAGGAAUCAAGGUGAUAUUUCGCUAUGCACUAGCUCUUUUUAAAUAUAGAGAAGAGGCCAUCUUGAAGAUUCAAGAUAGUGCUGAGAUUUACCAGUAUCUCCGCCUCUUCCCCAACACCAUUGCAGAUGGAAGGAAGCUCACAAACAUCGCCUUCAGCGACAUGAACCCGCUUCCCAUGAAGAUGAUACAGAACCGUCGCGCUGUUCAUAUGGAGCGACUCCAUGCUGAGAUUAAAGAACUGGAGAACUUACAGAAAGCUUACAAAGCAGAACGUGUACGGUGCAAAGACACAGAGCUGGACACUUUAACUAGUGAAGAUGAAGAGGAAGUGUAAACAAGCACAUAAGCUUUGAAUGCUGAAAGAGAAACACUAAAAUGAGGUUAAUUCACCUGAAAAAUUUAAUUCUGUUACCGUUUACUUACUUUUACCUUAUCUUCAUCAACAAGUCUGACUUUCUUUUAACAUUACAGAAGACGUUAAGCAUUUUAAAUGUAGUACAUAAUACCGUACUGAUGCACAUACAGUAUGGCCUCAGAAGACAUGGACAAAUUUUUAUGAGGCUUUUAUUGCAACAACACAAAGGUGAAUAAAUGAUAACAGAAUUUUUUUCAGGAUGAAAACCUGAAAAUGCACAAAUGACUUUGUAGAAAGAAUGCACUAUAAAAAUUGCACUAUAAAAAUUGUUGCAUUCAAAUGUUUACGUUUAGACAACUUAAAUUAAUAAGCUAUUUCAACUUUUUUGACUAUUUAACAAUUGCUAUAAAAUACAAAAAUUAAAGUUGAGCCCAUAUAAAAAUAACUUAAGCCCUUUUAACUUAUUUUUUGUUAUUUGUACCAAUUUCUCACUAGUCCAGAAAGUUGAAAUGACUUCUUGUUACAUUAAGUUGUUUAAACUUAAUUUGGGUGCAAAGCAUUUUUACAGUGUGUAUUUUAAAGCAUUAUCAGUAGAGGGCAGUAAAAGCUGGAUUGUUCUCAGUAUUGUACAUGUUGAGGCUGGAUUAUUUACUGCCCUCAGUUUGUAAUUGUAUUAGGGAUGCACCAAAAGGAAAAUUCCUGGCUGAAUUUUUUCCUAUAUAUUUUGCCAAUUUUCUCACCAUUUCAUUUUCAGAAUGUCCUUUUUACUUUUUUUAUUUCACAUUAUUUAACAAUGAAAUUUUUUUAACAUUCCAGCAAUCAUUAUAGAGCCUUACCAAAAUAUACAAAAAUUACACCUGGUCCCUUCUCUGAUCAGAUAGCUAUAGAUAGAAACUUUGGUUAAAUGUAACAGUUUAAACAAGUCUUUCUCAUUUAAUACAAGCAUGUUUGUCAUUGUAGGGGUGUUAGUAAGUUUUUAUUACAUACUGCUGAUGCUCUUUGUCACUCUUUUUCUUCUCUCGUUCUCCGUGCUUAUACAAAAACCCAUUGCCACCGCCGUGUCUUUCUCAUACGCUGCAUGGUGUUCAGGAUCAGUGUUGGGGGUAACGCAUUAAGUAAUGCGCAUUACGUAAUAAUAUAACUUUUCUGAAGUAACAAGUAAAGUAACGCAUUACGCAUAAUUUGAGUUACUUUUUUCAAAAGAAAGAGAUCAAGCCUCAGCCAAGUAAGAAAAAAAUAACGCAAAAGUAACUUAAAAGUAAUGUAAGCAUUACUUUCCAAAAAGUAACGCAAUAUUAGUUACUUUUUUGGGGAGUAACUUAAUUUUGUAAUGCAUUACUUUUAAAAGUAACUUUCCCCAACACUGUCCAGAGGAUGUCUUGAAUUUUAAUGAGAAAUUAAACUUGUAGUGCUGUAUGUUUUCACAUCUUUCUCCGACACUUUAAAAUGCUCUUACCAACAUGUUUGCUGCAUUUGCGCGUCUCUCACUGCACCGGUUAAUAUGAUCAUGUCAUCCAAGACCUCAUUGUUCGGUUAAAUUUAUUUUCCAUUUUCACUUGUGCAGUCGAAUACGAAAAUUCUUUUUUUUCUAUUUUCGGCCGAAUAAUUUUGUUGCCAAACAUUCGGUGCAUCCCUAAAUUGUAUGCAACGUUUCAUCACUUAAACGUUUUGUAUUGCACUGCUACUGUAUUUAAAACAUACUAAGCCUACCAUGAAUCAGUAUAAUAUCUAGAAAAUAUAUAUUAUUAUUAUUUCUUUAAUAAAUCUUUUAAUAAAGCUGUUUUUGUAUAUU
Molecule: messenger RNA, 5191 nt
Organism: Paramisgurnus dabryanus
Lineage: Eukaryota; Metazoa; Chordata; Actinopteri; Cypriniformes; Cobitidae
Source: RefSeq, a predicted model, not a curated record